Dipodomys ordii (Ord's kangaroo rat) is the source of this 2577-nucleotide messenger RNA. It is a transcript of the gene Tmeff2, whose product is annotated as transmembrane protein with EGF-like and two follistatin-like domains 2. Gene Ontology annotation, molecular function: protein binding. The transcript has 10 exons. The record is from RefSeq and is a predicted model, not a curated record. Bases 454 to 1494 code for a protein of 346 amino acids. NCBI's taxonomy places the organism in Eukaryota, Metazoa, Chordata, Mammalia, Rodentia, Heteromyidae.
AGAGGGAUGCGGGAGGCAGAGCGCGAGAGGCGGCGGGGAGGCUGCGGGGCGCCCUGACUGUCCCUGCACCCGGCUUCCUCCGAGUCCUCUCCUCUGCCCUCCCUCUCCACCCCACUCCACCCCCGGCUUCUGGCUUCUGCCCCGGGGUGUCCGCGAACACUCCCCCCGGACACACACGCCUCCCGAUGGCAGGAGCUCUCCGCGUCUCGGGAGUAGCGUCUCAGCCGCCGACCCUCUCGCUCCCCGGGCUGAGCCGGGUCACUGCGUGUUGCUGAAACUCGGGGGAUCAUGCGCGGGUUUGGCUGCUGCUUCCCCUCCGGGUGUCCCUGCCGCCCCCGCCGCCGCCGCUCCUGCUGCCGCCGUCCGCGGGAUGCUCAGUAGCCCGCUGCGUGGCCCCCGCGAUCCUGCGUUCUUCCGAAGCGGUGUGCUGCUGCAGAGUUGCGCGAACUAGUCAUGGUGCUGUGGGAGUCCCCGCGGCAGUGCAGCGGCUGGACACUUUGCGAGGGCUUUUGCUGGCUGCUGUUGCUGCCGGUGAUGCUGCUCAUCGUGGUCCGCCCCGUGAAGCUCGCCGCCUUCCCUACCUCCUUAAGUGACUGCCAAACCCCCACCGGCUGGAACUGCUCCGGUUACGAUGACAGAGAAAAUGAUCUCUUCCUUUGUGACACCAACACCUGUAAAUUUGAUGGGGAAUGUUUGAGAAUUGGAGACACUGUGACUUGCGUCUGUCAGUUCAAGUGCAACAGUGACUAUGUGCCUGUGUGUGGCUCCAAUGGGGAGAGCUACCAGAAUGAGUGUUACCUGCGUCAGGCUGCAUGCAAACAGCAGAGUGAAAUACUCGUAGUUUCUGAAGGAUCCUGUGCCACAGAUGCAGGAUCAGGAUCUGGAGAUGGAGUUCAUGAAGGUUCUGGAGAAACCAGUCAGAAGGAGACAUCCACCUGUGAUAUUUGCCAGUUUGGUGCAGAAUGUGAUGAAGAUGCUGAGGAUGUCUGGUGUGUGUGCAACAUUGACUGUUCUCAAACGAACUUCAAUCCCCUCUGUGCUUCUGAUGGGAAAUCUUAUGAUAAUGCAUGUCAAAUCAAAGAAGCAUCAUGUCAGAAACAGGAGAAAAUUGAAGUCAUGUCUUUGGGUCGAUGUCAAGAUAACACGACUGCAACUACUAAAUCUGAAGAUGGACAUUUUGCAAGAACAGAUUAUGCAGAGAAUGCUAACAAAUUAGAAGAAAGUGCCAGAGAACACCACAUACCUUGUCCAGAACACUACAAUGGCUUCUGUAUGCACGGAAAGUGUGAACAUUCCAUCAAUAUGCAGGAGCCAUCUUGCAGGUGUGAUGCUGGUUAUACUGGACAACACUGUGAAAAAAAGGACUACAGUGUUCUGUAUGUUGUUCCUGGUCCUGUACGGUUUCAGUAUGUCUUAAUCGCGGCUGUGAUUGGAACAAUUCAGAUUGCUGUCAUCUGUGUGGUGGUCCUCUGCAUCACAAGGACCAAAUUUUAAGUAAUCACAUUGGACUAAGAUUUCUGAACUUUCCAACCUUCUAGGAAAUGCCCCAGAAGCAACAGAAUUCACAGACAGAAGCAAAAUACAGGGCACUACAGUUCAGACAACACAACCAGAGCGUCCACGAGGUUAAUUUAAAGGGAGCAUGUUUCACAGUGACUGGACAACUAACACCUUGGACUACACAAUACAGUAUUAUAGACAAAAGAUAAGACAAAAGAUCUACACAUGUUGCCUUGCAUUUGUGGUAAUCUACACCAAUGAAAACAUGUACUACAGCUAUAUUUGAUUAUGUAUGGAUAUAUUUGAAAUAGUAUACAUUGUCUUGAUGUUUUUCUGUAAUGUAAAUAAACUAUUUAUAUCACACAAUAUAGUUUUUUCUUUCCCAUGUAUUUGUUAUAUAUAAUAAAUACUCAGUGAUGAGAAAAAAUGGCAUUCUUAAAUUUGCAGUAUUUCAUAACUGUAAAUAUAACCAAACAAGUCAAAUCUGUAAAGGUCCUGCUAUUUCAUCUUUCUGCACAUCUUCAGACAGCACAUUAGUUUGUACAGGACUCAGUGGCUAGAUUUUGAGUGAUUCUAAGAUCAAGGGAAAUGAUGGUUAUUGGAAAAGAGAAAAAAUAAUUUGCUUUAUAUCAAGUGGGGAUAAAAUAUUUCAGAUCUUUGGAUCAUCUCUAUUUCAUCUACUUUCUUCCCUGGUCUUCCAUUUUCAUUCCCAGGGCAGAAAGAUCUCUGACAUAUAAAUUAAAUCAAAGGUGAAGGGGAGGGAAAAUGUUUUAUAACUUGUAAAGAAAAGGGUUUUUACUGGGGAAGAUUCUAAGCUUGGAAUCUCUCAAUUAAGUGCAUAUGUCCAAAGGGUCCUAAAUAAGUUGCAUAUUAACUAUACACACUGUGGCAAACUCUAUUCUAUUUAGAUGAGAAGAAUUAAUAACAUCAUUAAAUGGGAAAUACAAAAAUUACAACCUCCUGGGAGAACUUUGCUGUAUUUGUAGUUUAUAUUUUUUGAAAUGGUAUUAGAACAAACAAAUAUCCCAUGAAUUGCUUUAUGGCUAAUAAGGCAUCAUUAUUUAAAAUGGAUCUAAG